UUGUAAGCUACAGAAACAAUAACAAACCAAAUAAAGAUGCUUGAAAACAGUAUAAAUCAACAAGGAUUCAUUCUGCUUCUUUCUCUAUCUUUUUUCUCCUUAUCUCUUUAAUAUUAUCUAUACAACAAUGGGAUUCUGUACUUACUGUAACCAAAACGUAUACAGCAACACAACCUGUCCAAAAUGUUACCGAAGUUUAUCCUCAGAUAAUUCUUCAAGAAUUAACUCUUUAUUCAAUACACAAAGAAGAUUAAGUACUACUGACAAAUGGCAAGACACAUAUAGCAAAAAGGCUAUCUUUAGUAAUGACCCGACGCCUUCCUUUUCGACACCAAGACAAAGAACGACACAGCAACGUAUGACAAUGCCCAAGUUUACUAAAGAAGAAAACCAACAAGAAAAUAAAGACAGUAGCAACCUCAAGUCUUGCGCUUACUGCAAUAAGAGACAAAACUCUUGGUCCGACUUUAACAAUUUUACCAUCUACAAGUCUGUUUACUAUUGCAAGUCGUGCCUAAUUGAAAAACUUAGUUGUCCAAAAUGCAAAGUACAAGUAAAGCUUACUGACUCGCAAGUUGACUUUAACAAUCAUACUUGGCAUGCCUCUUGCUUCCAGUGCCAUCACUGCUCAAGCCCGCUUAAGCAAGCACUAUCUGUUCAAGACGCUGAAGGUAACCCAUGCUGUCGAUCAUGCUAUAUCAGCAAGAAGCAACCCUCGCCUGAGUCUGCAAGUACUUCUACUCCCUUGUUAUCCACUUCAAAGUCUGCACUUGCCUCUGCCUAUUUUUCAAGACGAAGAAGACCUCUGAGUGCCUUGGUUAAUCAUGCUAUUGAAGACGAUCCUGCUACUCUUGGAAAGAUUUUUGAAGAAACUUCUAGCCAAAAGGGACCCGAUGUAACCUCUGUUGAUCCUGUUCCCACUCAGCCUACCAACACUACUGUAUCAAACCAACCAGAGGCAGCCGCUACUCCCAAGGAAAGUCUCAAACCCCUAAAUACCCAAAACAACCAAGUUUCUAGUGAUGCAAAGACAGAUGGGGAAUCUAAAAAGACAACUCAUCGACGCAAGAAAAUGGUGGUGAAGAAACCAUGCAAGGAAUGCGGACAACAUGUUUCCAAAAAGGACUAUCGUGGUCUCAAGACAAUAACAGGCGAAGUUUUAUGCUAUCACUCCUACUGCUUGCUCUGUGCCAAGUGCCAUCAGAGCUUCACAGAUCUCGAGUUUUGCACUGAUGGUAAAUACUUUUAUCAUACCAAGUGCCCUGAAGCGACAAUAGCUAGAGAUAGUAAUAAUACAAGUCCCCUAAGUGAAGAAGAAGAAUCAUAUCCCAAGACGCCUACUAUGCCCUCUUCUGAUGCUCACUUUGAUGUCUUGUCCUCUUCCCCUACAAAUGUCAGCAUAUUGCCCGAGAGGGAAGACCAGGAAGUAAAGAAGGACCAGAGCACGACAACUACAGAAAUCAUUUGUAAUGCCUGUUCAAAUCCUGUAAUGGAUACCUAUUUAGAACUGGCCAACUCAUUUUACCAUAAAGAGUGCCUGCUGUGUGCUGGUUGCCAAAAGACGGUACCUAUUAACCGUCAACUUUCGAAAUAUCAAGACAAGAUAUACUGUGAUAGUUGUGCCCUCAAGAGCAAUUUAGCACAGAAAAAGAAAAAGGAGACAUUUACAAAAGACUUGAAGGUAAUGCUAAACAGUGAUGUUAUCAAGAAGACAAAUGGUAUUACAAGUCCAUCGGAUAUAUUCAAGUCUAGAAAGAAGAGUUUGCCUAGGCUUGGUGGCGUUCGUACAUGUGCACGAUGUAAUGAAAGCAUGCCAUUUUUAGACACUCAUCCAGGGCCCCAUGCAACUCGAUGGCACAAGAAAUGCUUACGAUGUGCUGGAUGUAAUAAGCAAAUGGACUCUGAUGCUCACAUGACAGUGAAUGAGACUACAGGUCUUUGCUUGGUUCAUUGUCGAGAAUGUUUAGAUAAUGCACCUAAGCCAAGAUUUGUUCGAUAAUGCAUUAUUCUUAUGUAUAUAACUAAAUAAAGUGAAUUUUAAGCAACUAGG
Rhizopus microsporus ATCC 52813 is the source of this 2050-nucleotide messenger RNA. RefSeq lists its product as uncharacterized. The record is from RefSeq and is a predicted model, not a curated record. Gene Ontology annotation, molecular function: transcription coregulator activity. Gene Ontology annotation, cellular component: nucleus; Z disc. The transcript is spliced from 5 exons. Bases 128 to 1999 code for a protein of 623 amino acids. Lineage: Eukaryota; Fungi; Mucoromycota; Mucoromycetes; Mucorales; Rhizopodaceae.